This is a messenger RNA of Macadamia integrifolia, 1199 nucleotides long. RefSeq names its product V-type proton ATPase subunit E-like. The transcript is spliced from 6 exons. Gene Ontology annotation, cellular component: proton-transporting two-sector ATPase complex, catalytic domain. NCBI's taxonomy places the organism in Eukaryota, Viridiplantae, Streptophyta, Magnoliopsida, Proteales, Proteaceae. The coding region runs from base 194 to 886 and encodes 230 amino acids. Gene Ontology annotation, molecular function: proton-transporting ATPase activity, rotational mechanism. Gene Ontology annotation, biological process: proton transmembrane transport. The record is from RefSeq and is a predicted model, not a curated record.
UGCAGAUUUACUGUUCUUGCCGUCUUGCGGAGCUGCCAUUAACUAUGAAUCUAUGAUAAGCUGCCCCUUUCUCUCUCUGCAAUUUUAUUUAGCUUUUCCUCUCUAUCCUUACCUGGUCGGAGUCAAGACCUCCUAUUACAGGUGAAGGAAAUUCGGCUCCGUUCCAUAGGUUUUCCCCUGUUCUGAUCCGAAGAUGAAUGACACAGAUGUAUCAAAGCAGAUCCAGCAGAUGGUGAGAUUCAUCCGCCAAGAAGCGGAAGAGAAGGCCAACGAGAUCACCGUCUCCGCCGAAGAAGAAUUCAACAUCGAGAAGUUGCAAUUAGUUGAAGCUGAAAAAAGGAAGAUCAGACAGGAGUAUGAGCGAAAACAGAAGCAAGUGGAAGUUCGGAAGAAAAUUGAAUACUCUAUGCAGCUCAAUGCUUCUCGUAUCAAAGUUCUUCAAGCACAGGAUGACUUAAUUAACUCCAUGAAGGAGGCAGCAUCGAAGGAGCUCUUGCGUGUGAGCCAUAGCGAUCAUGUAUACAAGAAUCUUCUGAAAGACCUUAUUGUUCAGAGUUUGCUCCGACUGAAAGAGCCUGCUGUCCUAUUGCGUUGUCGGAAAGAUGAUCUGAAUUUCGUUGAAGAUGUUUUACCCUCAUCCAAGCUGGAGUAUGCAGAGAAAGCAAAUGUUCAUGAACCUGAAAUUAUCAUUGACAAUCAUGUCUAUUUGCCUCCUGCUCCUACCCAUCAUCAGGCCCAUGGACCUUUCUGCUCUGGAGGAGUUGUAUUAGCUUCUAGAGAUGGAAAGAUUGUUUGCGAGAACACCCUUGAUGCAAGGUUGGAUGUGCUAUUCCGAAAGAAACUGCCAGAGAUCCGUAAGUCGCUUUUUGGACAGGAUGCAGCAUGAUUGGUUGGAAGUUUUUGUGUCAUCACUUGCUCAUUUGAUAUUAUAAGUUGAAGAAGUUUCCCAUAAAAUUAGACACACUGUUCUAUUUGUUAUCCAGUCUCCUCCAUUUUCAAUUCCUCUGAGAUCUUUAUUUCUUUUAUUGGCAAGAUUGUUAUUUGCUAACAUUGUGUUUGGGACUUUUAGAAAACCCAGUUCUAAGUAGUAAAAUAAAGUAAUAUAUAACUUAGUUUAAAUAAUAACUUUGGAUUUGAAUCUCCGGAUUCAAAUGGAUUGGCCAACUUAGUUUUGGAAAUUCACUUCGUUUUGUUGUUAA